CUCCUUUCUACAUAGACCAUCUUUGUGUUAUAACAGGUAGGCAUCGUGUUCUGUCCCCCAAGGACGUCGCGCUCGCUAAACUUUAACUCAAGAGGUCGACUUAAGGGAUUCAUUGACAGUCUGCAGCUGGCAGCAUCUCCCCAGGAGCUGGAGUACGGAGACAGAGGAAGUGCAGACGGAUUAAAGUUGGAGCAGUGACAGGAAUGAAGACGUACCGGACAGAACAAUGACAAUGACAAUGAGACGAUAAAGUUGGCAAGAUAAGACACGCUCUGACUCAUCAUGGCUGGCACUCCUGCCUCUGAUAUGGAGCAAGAAGAAGCUGCAGUUGCUCGGGAGGAUGCGGGCUCACCGCUGAUGUACAGGAUAGAGCGUCCCGUCUAUGAUGAAGCUAUCAUCCGGUCACAGCUUCUCCACCGUAAAGAAGACUCCUCCACCCUCCGACAGAGGCUGGCACAGAAGUUCCAGUGCUCAUCUAAGAAGGCCAAGGCGGCAGCUUUGAGCUUUCUGCCUAUUCUGACAUGGCUGCCAUCCUAUCCGGUCAAGCAGUACCUGUUUUCGGACGUGGUCUCAGGUCUCAGCACAGGAGUCGUGCAACUCCCUCAAGGGCUAGCCUAUGCUAUGCUGGCUGCUGUGCCUCCAGUUUAUGGUCUAUACUCCUCAUUCUACCCGGUCCUGCUCUACACCUUCUUUGGCACAUCCAGACACAUAUCAGUCGGCACCUUUGCAGUGAUAAGUCUGAUGAUCGGCGGUGUUGCAGUGAGGGAGGCCCCUGACUCCAUGUUUUAUGUCGUGCCUGCCAACGGAUCCAACACAUCUGCCGUCCUGGAUGUGGAAGCUCGUGAUGCCCGGAGGGUGCAGGUGGCCGUUGUGCUCACAACCCUAGUGGGAAUCAUCCAGAUUGUUUUUGGUCUUCUCAGGUUUGGCUUUGUGGCGAUCUACCUCACAGAGCCCCUGGUGCGAGGUUUCACUACAGCAGCAGCGGUGCACGUCGUUGUCUCUCAGCUCAAAUACCUGCUGGGGGUGAAAACACAGCGCUUCAGUGGGCCCCUCUCUGCUAUUUAUAGCGUCAAGGCAGUACUCAUGGACAUCACCAGCACAAAUGUCUCCACUCUCAUCCUGGGUCUGGUGUGCCUCGUCUUCCUGUACGUGAUCAAAGACCUCAACGAGCGAUUCAAGAAGAAACUUCCCAUUCCCAUUCCUGGAGAGAUUAUCGUGGUCAUCGUGUCAACCAGCGUCUCGUAUGGCCUGUCCUUAUCAGAGGAUUACAAAGUGGACGUGGUUGGGAAGAUACCAACGGGGCUUCUCCCUCCUUCAGUCCCAGAGUUCUCUCUGUUACCCAGUUUGGUCACAGACUCCUUCGCUGUAGCAAUUGUCGGAUUCUCAAUGGGCAUCUCACUUGCCAAGAUCUUUGCCCUGAAGCAUGGCUACAGCGUGGAUGGCAACCAGGAGCUGAUUGCCAUCGGCCUGUGUAACUUCAUCAGCUCUUUCUUCCAAACUUUCGCCAUCACCUGCUCCAUGUCAAGGAGCCUGGUGCAGGAGAGCACUGGUGGAAAAACACAGAUUGCAGGGCUGCUGGCGUCUCUCAUGGUGCUGCUGGUGGUGGUAGCCAUUGGUUUUGUCUUCCAGCCGCUCCCUCAGACUGCACUGGCUGCAAUCAUCAUGGUGAAUCUGUUGGGGAUGUUCAAACAGUUCAGAGACAUUCCUGCUCUGUGGAGGACGAGCAAGAUCGAACUGGUCAUCUGGCUGGUGGCCUUCGUAGCGUCAGUGCUGUUGGGGCUUGAUUAUGGCCUCCUGGUGGCCCUUGCAUUUGCCAUAAUAACCGUCAUCUACAGAACACAGAGUCCCAAAAGUGCCAUCCUGGGUGUUGUCCCCGGCACAGGGCUGUACUGUGAUGUGGACGAUUAUGAAGAGGCAGCUGAAUAUGAGGGGAUUAAGAUUUUCCACUCCAACUCUUCCAUCUACUUUGCUAACAGUGACCUUUAUGUGAACGCCCUCAAGGAGAAGACAGGAGUAAACCCUGCAGACAUACAAGCUGACCGGAAAGCCCAAAAAAAGCAGAGGGAGAAGGCAAACGGCAACCAUGACCCUCCACUAAAGAUGUGUUCCACGUCGCAGGGAGUAACCCAUGAGGUUUUGUCCUAUAACCUCGUGGCGGAGCAGAGGAACGGCCAGCUGGGCGACGCACACAGCCAGUCAGACUCAGAGGGCACUGUCUUCCUCCAACCUGUGUACCCUGUCCACUCCAUCAUCCUGGACUGGACAUCUGCCAGCUUCAUUGAUUCUGUAGGAGCCAAAGCCAUCAAACAGGUCAUCAAGGAAUACGCAGCAGUGGACGUUCAAGUGGUCAUAGCCGGCUGCAGCAGGACCCUCCUGUCUGAGCUGGACACCUUACAGUUUUUCACCGGGGUCGUGACCCCAGAGAUGGUGUUCCCCACUGUGCACGACGCUGUCCUGAGAUGUCAACACUCAAAUCCCCGCCCACCAGCCGCUCUAACCAACGGAACAACCUGACGGGUAGAUGAUGCCUGUAACCGAGGACAAAUGACAGCAGCGAGAUCCUGACUUGGACAGCAGAUCUGGGAGGUGCUGCACACACCUGUAGGAAUGAUGAACUGUGGAUGUUUUAGCGUCACUGUAGGGAUGAGAGGAACAUUAAAUAGAGGAGUGUUUGUAGCACACGUGGACGCUUUUCCGAGGGCCAUUUAAUAAGACUUAACUGACAUUCCUCAAGCCUUAUUCCUCCACAUCCUCUCUCCAGAGGAUCGUUUAGAAUUGCACUUUUGACACUUUUUGUAGUUUAAUGUUUCACUGCUCUGCUGGGAGAAGUACGUUUAAAAGUGGUGUUACCUUGGAAACAGACCAGAAGCUGCCUCUCAUCGUCAUCAUGCUGGUAUCAGAUGUUUUUGGUUACAGAGAACUUGUGUCCUGAUGAAUUUGUGUACUCUAUUUUCAGCUGUAUUUCUGUGUACUUGUGUAUUUAAACCAAAAGAAACAUUAUUGGUCAAAUAGCAGUAUCACGUUUGUUGUUACAGUACCUUUCAGCAUACCAAGUGUCGUACUAUUUAAAGAAAAGCUGUAGCUGUGCCGUUACUGUCUCACACAGGAUGCCUUCAAAGUUACUGUUCUGUUAUUUUAAAAAAAUUUUAAAAAUCACUGAGAGUCAAAAUUUGGAAUAAACUUU
Plectropomus leopardus (leopard coralgrouper) is the source of this 3184-nucleotide messenger RNA. It is a transcript of the gene slc26a5, whose product is annotated as solute carrier family 26 member 5. Gene Ontology annotation, biological process: sulfate transmembrane transport. Gene Ontology annotation, molecular function: secondary active sulfate transmembrane transporter activity. The record is from RefSeq and is a predicted model, not a curated record. Gene Ontology annotation, cellular component: membrane. NCBI's taxonomy places the organism in Eukaryota, Metazoa, Chordata, Actinopteri, Perciformes, Serranidae.